Messenger RNA from Podarcis lilfordi (Lilford's wall lizard), 306 nucleotides. The record is from the annotation of a GenBank genome assembly. NCBI's taxonomy places the organism in Eukaryota, Metazoa, Chordata, Lepidosauria, Squamata, Lacertidae.
AUGCAAGACAUUUGCUGGGCCACUUGGUCCAACAAGAGAAUAACAGUGUUUAUGCCUUUUAUUCUGGUUUUUGGACACCUGAGAUGUGUCUUUUUAGUACAGUACCUGUCCUAUUCUUCUGAUUGUAAGGCCUGCUGGCUCAGGCCAAUGGCCCAUCUAGUCUGGGAUCCUGUUCUCACCAUGGCCAACCAGAUGCCUAUGGGGAAUGAGCAAGCAGAACAUGAGCACAAGAGCACUCUCCUAUCCUGCCAUUUCCAACUCCUGUUCAGAAGUAUUGCUGCCUCCAGCUGUGAAGGUACAGCAUAG